Messenger RNA from Nicotiana tabacum (common tobacco), 1013 nucleotides. The record is from RefSeq and is a predicted model, not a curated record. Lineage: Eukaryota; Viridiplantae; Streptophyta; Magnoliopsida; Solanales; Solanaceae.
UCAAUAUAUCAACACCAAUUUUCUUACUAAAAAGUCCACUAAAAUGAGUCACUUGACAACUUUUUUAGUGUUCUUCCUCCUUGCCUUUGUGACUUAUACUUAUGCUUCCGGCGUAUUUGAAGUCCAUAACAAUUGCCCAUACACCGUCUGGGCAGCGGCAACCCCUGUAGGCGGUGGCCGACGUCUCGAACGAGGUCAAAGUUGGUGGUUCUGGGCACCACCUGGUACUAAAAUGGCACGUAUAUGGGGUCGUACUAAUUGCAACUUUGAUGGUGCUGGUAGAGGUUGGUGCCAAACCGGUGAUUGUGGUGGAGUCUUAGAAUGCAAAGGAUGGGGUAAACCACCAAAUACCUUAGCCGAAUACGCGUUGAACCAAUUCAGCAACUUAGAUUUCUGGGACAUCUCUGUAAUUGAUGGAUUUAACAUUCCUAUGUCUUUUGGCCCGACUAAGCCUGGUCCUGGAAAAUGUCACGGAAUUCAAUGCACAGCCAACAUAAAUGGUGAAUGCCCUGGUUCACUUAGGGUACCUGGAGGAUGUAACAACCCAUGUACAACAUUUGGAGGACAACAAUAUUGUUGCACACAAGGACCAUGUGGUCCUACUGAGUUAUCAAGAUGGUUCAAACAAAGAUGUCCUGACGCCUAUAGUUAUCCUCAAGAUGAUCCAACAAGUACAUUUACUUGCACAAGUUGGACUACAGAUUAUAAGGUUAUGUUCUGUCCUUAUGGAAGUGCUCACAAUGAAACAACAAAUUUCCCAUUGGAGAUGCCUACAAGUACUCAUGAAGUGGCCAAGUAGAUUCAUGAGUGGAGUUAGCCAACACUUUCUUUGUUUAGUUUGCUUGAAGAUGGUCAUUGUCUUUAAUUUGUCUUAGUUACACGCAUUUCUUGUAAUUUGUUUUCUUGAAGUGGCUAUGAUCUGAAUAACGAUCGAUCGAUCACAUAUAUUGUACUUUUUCUUACCCAUGAUGUUUUCAUUCUUCAAUCAAGAGUGCAUUUGGAUUAUCGUGUCA